AUGGAAGACGACGAGGGAAUGAUCGAGUAUCAAGUGAAUGAUAUUAUUGAUGUGGAACGGAGAAUUGCCAAUCUUUCCCGUUCGGACAACAUCCGCAACCAUUCUGCUAUAAAUAACUUAAUGAGUUAUCGAGAUUUCAAAAAACGAUAUCCAGAGAUACGAUGGAACUUGUUCUUCAAUGAUGAUCUUCGGGCAAAUUUGGGUCCCCUUGAGGACGAUAUGAUGAUCAAUGUGGUUGAUAUAGGAUACUUUGAUGGACUUUCAGCUCUUAUCAAGUCAAAACCUCUCAGUUCUAUAAACAAUUAUAUGAUGUGGCGUCUCGUAUCCACUUUCGACAUGUACCUUCCACAUCAAUACCGUGUUCCUGCCCAGAAAUUCCAAGCGAGUAUGUUCGGAGCAACUGCAGAAGCAGAAGAAAUGAUUAUGGAUUUGAAAAGGUCUAUGGAGCGUCUCCUGCAAGAAGCAGAUUGGAUGGAUGACACUACCAGAUUGGCGGCAUUGAAAAAACUUGAGAGGAUGGGACAUAAAAUUGGAUUUCCGGACACGUUGCUCAAUGAGUCAGCCGUUCUCGCGCCAUACGAAGGAGUGCAAAUGAGUAGCAAUCGUUAUUUUGACAAUGCGUUGCAAUUGAAAAGAGCAGCAGUCCGGUUGGUCUUGCUUAGAAAACCUAAAGAAUAG
Messenger RNA from Strongylus vulgaris, 678 nucleotides. NCBI's taxonomy places the organism in Eukaryota, Metazoa, Nematoda, Chromadorea, Rhabditida, Strongylidae. The record is from the annotation of a GenBank genome assembly.